GAUCAACGGAUCAACCUGCGGAGAAGUUGCGCGGUGCAGUGCCGAGUGCUCCCAUUUUAUUUCGGCGACAAUGGCGGCAGACCCCGAACCAUUUCAACAGCUUUUGAACACAUUUUUAAGCACCGACAACGACGUCCGCACUCAAGCUGAGGAGGCGUACAAGAACUUACCGGUUGAACAGAAAGUGACAUGCCUACUCAAUUCAAUAUGCAAUCCCCUUCUGACAGAGGAGAUACGAGCAUUGGCGGCUGUACUGCUCCGGAGAUUAUUUUCUUCAGAAUUUAUGGACUUUUAUCCAAAGAUUCCACCUGAGGCCCAAACAGAACUGAAGAAGCAAAUUCUGCUAUCAGUACAGAACGAACAAUCCGACACAAUCAGACGUAAAGUAUGUGAAGUUGCUGCUGAAGUCGCUAGGAAUUUAAUCGACGAUGAUGGCAAUAAUCAAUGGCCGGAGUUUCUCCAGUUCCUGUUUCAGUGUGCUAAUGGCCCAUUGCCAGCACUCAAAGAGAGUGCUCUUCGCAUAUUUACAUCUGUACCAGGAGUUUUUGGAAAUCAACAGGCUAAUUAUUUAGAUCUCAUCAAGCAAAUGCUGCAGCAGUCUGUCCUCGAUGCUGCCAACUACGACGUUCAAUUCCAAGCAGUUCGAGCAAUAGGAGCCUUCAUAAUUCUCCACGAGAAGGAGGCAGACAUCCAGAAACACUUUUCAGAGCUGCUGGGACCCCUCGUUCAAGUGACCGCCCAAUCAGUGGAAAAACAGGAUGACGAAGCACUGCUGAAGGGCCUCAUAGACUUGGCCGAAUUAACCCCGAAGUUUCUUCGACCCCAACUAGAAAAUAUAAUGGAAAUGUGUAUGAAGAUAUUCUCGAACGAGGAGAUGGGCGAUUCCUGGAAGCAAUUGGCCCUCGAGGUUCUCGUCACCCUCUCAGAGACUGCACCAGCAAUGGUGCGAAAGGUCGGUGGCAAGUACAUCGUUGCUCUCGUACCACUUGUUCUUAAAAUGAUGACUGAUCUUGAGGACGAUGAGGAGUGGAGUGUCUCUGAUGAAAUCAUUGAGGAGGAUAAUGACAGUAAUAAUGUGAUUGCUGAGAGUGCAUUGGACAGAUUGUCGUGUGGGCUUGGGGGGAAGACUAUGCUGCUACAAAUUGAACAAAAUAUUCCAAGCAUGCUGAGUAAUACUGAUUGGAAGUACAGGCACGCCGCACUCAUGGCCAUUUCCGCUGUUGGCGAGGGGUGCCAUAAACAGAUGGAAGCUAUUCUGCCACAGAUUAUGGAGGGCAUCGUUCAAUAUCUGCAAGAUCCUCACCCGAGAGUGCGAUAUGCAGCGUGCAACGCAGUGGGACAAAUGUCAACAGACUUUGCCCCGAUUUUUGAGAAAAAAUUCCAUGACAAAGUGAUACCCGGACUGCUCAUGGUGCUGGAUGACAAUGCAAAUCCUAGGGUGCAGGCUCACGCUGGGGCUGCUCUUGUUAAUUUCAGUGAGGACUGUCCGAAGAAUAUUCUGACGCCUUACUUGGACGCUAUUAUGGCUAAACUCGAAGGAAUUCUCACUGCUAAGUUCCAGGAGUUGGUUGAAAAAGGCACUAAAUUAGUUCUUGAACAGGUCGUUACUACCAUCGCCUCAGUAGCCGACACCUGUGAAGAGCAGUUUCUAACGUACUACGACAGGCUGAUGCCCUGUCUAAAGUACAUAAUCCAGAAUGCAAAUCAGCAGGAGCACAAGAUGCUCCGGGGCAAGACAAUCGAGUGUGUAAGUUUGAUUGGACUUGCUGUGGGGCCCGACAAGUUCAUCACUGAUGCGAGUGAGGUAAUGGACAUGCUGUUGACAACUCACGCAGAGGGUGACCUCCCAGACGACGAUCCCCAGAUCAGUUACCUCAUUUCUGCGUGGGCGCGUCUCUGUAAAAUCCUUGGGAAACAGUUUGAGCAAUAUUUGCCAGUUGUGAUGGGCCCGGUCCUCCGUGCAGCUGCGAUGAAGCCCGAAGUUGCUUUGUUGGACAACGAGGACAUGGAGGGAGUCGAGGGAGACGUAGACUGGCAGUUUGUUUCGCUCGGAGAGCAGCAGAACUUUGGGAUUAAAACUGCUGGGCUGGAGGACAAAGCCUCAGCCUGCGAAAUGCUGGUGUGCUAUGCACGAGAACUUAAGGAGGGAUUCGCUGAUUAUGCCGAGGAAGUGGUGAGGCUCAUGGUGCCGAUGCUGAAGUUUUAUUUUCACGAUGGCGUGAGGACUGCUGCGGCUGAGAGUUUGCCUUGUCUGCUCGAGUGUGCGAAAAUUAAAGGACCUCAAUACCUAGAAGGCAUGUGGGCCUACAUCUGCCCAGAGCUGUUGAAAGCCAUCGACACAGAGCCCGAAUCCGAGGUUCUCCUGGAGCUCCUCUACUCCCAAGCGAGAUGCAUCGAGACCCUCGGGGCGGGUUGCCUGAACGCCGCCCAGAUGGCGGAGCUCCUCCGGAUCCUGGACAAGCUCCUCAACGAGCACUUCGAGAGGGCAGUAGCCCGCCUAGAGAAGCGCAAGGACGAGGACUACGACGAAGUUGUGGAGGAGCAGUUGGCGGACGAGGACAACGAGGACAUCUACACCCUCAACAAGAUCGCGGACAUUCUCCACGCCCUCUUCGUCACCCACAAGGAGGCCUUCUUCCCCUUCUUCGAUCAGAUCUGCGGUCACUUUGUGAAGCUCCUGGCGCCAGAGAGAUCAUGGUCAGACCACCAGUGGGCACUCUGUGUCUUCGACGACGUGAUAGAGUACGGGGGGCCAGCCUGUGCCAAGUACCAAGAGUAUUUCCUCAGACCGAUGCUCCAGUACUUGACAGACAAGUCGGGGGAAGUGAGACAAGCAGCUGCCUAUGGCUGUGGAGUCCUCGGACAAUUCGCUGGUGAGGCAUUUGCCCCAGCGUGUGCCGAGGCCCUGCCCAGGCUCAUCGAAGUCAUCAACGAACCAGACUCGCGUGCCCCGGAGAAACUCAAUCCCACGGAAAAUGCCAUAUCAGCUGUUACGAAAAUUCUCAAGUACAAUAACAAAGCUAUUAAUGUCGAUGAGGUACUUCCCCACUGGCUGUCGUGGCUACCAGUCGUCGAGGAUGAGGAUGAAGCCCCUCAUGUUUAUGGGUAUCUGUGUGAUCUUAUCGAGGCCAAUCAUCCCAUUGUUCUAGGCCCAACUAAUGCUAAUUUACCGAAACUCAUUAGCUUCUUUGCUGAAGCAUUGUUCAGAGACGCUGUGCCAAGUGAUAAUCCAGUGAUUCACAGGAUUAUUGGGAUCGUCAGGCAGAUUCAGGGCAAUGAGUCCAUGUUUCAGGCAUGCAUUGCUGCUUUAAACAGUGAACAACAGCAGGCACUGCAUGAGGCACUCAGUACACAUCCAGCGAACUAGCGUUAUUAAGAAUUUUUAUUUUAUUAAGGAUAAUGUGGAUAUGAUUAAAUGGAGGAUUAUUCAUUUGGUGUUUAUUAUUGGGAUGAAGUUAAUCAUGAUAUUGAGGUUGAUUCGGGGGGAGAGGCGGAGUCGCUGGGGAUUGGGGGGCGUCGUCUGGGAGGACAUGUAUUGAAAAAUUUAAUGGGAAUAUGUGGGGCUUGAGGUGAGAAAAUUCUAUUCCAUUUCUUUCGGUUUUGGGGCAAUUCUGGUGGAGAUUUUUGGCUGAAAAAGUCAUAGACUUGACACAAAUAGAAAUUGGACAUCAAUUUUCGAGUUUUUUUAUUCAAUUUUUUUUAAGUCUAAAAAAUUGAGAGAAAACAGGGAAAAUUUGUAUAUUAAGGAAUUUUAUAGAAGAUGUCUCAAUAGACAUCUAACUGAAUUUUCUAACGAAUUCGCUAGGUAAAUCGAAGAAAAAAAAAGUGAAAAAUUAAUUCCUUGAAAUUAUAUAGAAGAAUUAACAUCCAUAGAAUUUUUUCUAUAAAAAGAAUAUCUAUUGAAAAACGCACGAUAAAUUUACAAAAUUUUCAGUAGAAUUGUCACAAAAAAAUGGAAUUUUUGGAUAGAUAUCUCACUAAAAUUCACUAAAAUUGAGAAUGAGUAAUUCGGAGAUUAAUGAUUGUCGUCAGUGAGGACUUGUGUUGAAAAAUUUAAUGAGAAAAUCUAGUGCUUGAGGUGAGAAAAUUCUAUUCGAUUUCUCUCGUUUUUUGGGGCAAUUCUGGUGGAGAUUUUUGGCUGAAAAAGUCUAUAGAUUUGACAAAAAUAGAAAUUGGACAUCAAUUUUCGAGUUUUUUUAUUCAAUUUUUUUUUAAGAUGAGGGAAAACAUUGAGAGAAAAUACAGGGAAAAUUUAUAUAUGAAGGAAUUUAUAGAAAAUGUCUCAAUAGAAAAAGUUGUAUAGAAAGAUGAAAUUUUAGUGAUUUUUAGCACUAAAAGAAAUCUAAUUGAAUUUUCUAGCGAAUUCGCUAGGUAAAUCGAACGUGAAAAAUUGAUUCCCUAAAAUUAUAUAGAAGAAUUAACAUCCAGAGACUUUUCCAUAAAAAAAUAUAGAAAAUAUUGAAAAUAUCUAUUGAAAAAUGCACGAUAAAUCUAGAAAAUUUUUCUAUA
Molecule: messenger RNA, 4509 nt
Organism: Diachasma alloeum
Lineage: Eukaryota; Metazoa; Arthropoda; Insecta; Hymenoptera; Braconidae
Gene: Karybeta3
Product: importin-5
Exons: 8
Coding region: 71-3367 (1098 amino acids)
Biological process (GO): protein import into nucleus
Cellular component (GO): nucleus; cytoplasm
Molecular function (GO): protein binding; nuclear import signal receptor activity
Source: RefSeq, a predicted model, not a curated record